Messenger RNA from Amaranthus tricolor (Joseph's coat), 1601 nucleotides. RefSeq names its product DNA repair protein RAD51 homolog 3. Gene Ontology annotation, molecular function: ATP binding; four-way junction DNA binding; crossover junction DNA endonuclease activity. Gene Ontology annotation, cellular component: Rad51C-XRCC3 complex; Rad51B-Rad51C-Rad51D-XRCC2 complex; replication fork. The transcript is spliced from 9 exons. The record is from RefSeq and is a predicted model, not a curated record. Lineage: Eukaryota; Viridiplantae; Streptophyta; Magnoliopsida; Caryophyllales; Amaranthaceae. The coding region runs from base 439 to 1476 and encodes 345 amino acids. Gene Ontology annotation, biological process: reciprocal meiotic recombination; DNA repair; meiotic DNA recombinase assembly.
ACUCUUAAUUAAUUGCUUUUUCAAUCUUAAUAAAAUUAGUCUUCUUCUUCCUUUCUGUUUGAUUUCUCUGUUUUCCCUGUUGUUCAUUCUUCUGCAAUUGUAUAGUUUUUCAACAAUCAACAUGGUAUCAGACGCCUUCGAAUCUUCAUCUAUCCAGUUGGUUAUCACUAUUCAUUGAUUUCUAUUUUUUUAUAUCAGAGCUAAUAGGGGUAUUUCUAGUAUUAUUAACACCCCCGCAAACUAGGGAUGGAUGACAUUCCUAGUUUGUUCAUCAAUUGAUAAUGCUGUUGUGAUGGCAAAAUCUUAGUUAAAAUCAACACAGAAAUCGCUUAUUUUUUUCAAAUUUUUAGAAAUUGAUAUCCAGAGCAAUUCUAGAACUUAUGUUUCUCCAAGUUUGAAGAAUAUAGCGCGAAGAAGGAGGGAGUAGUCUGAGACAAAAUGGAGGUGAUGAGAUUGGCGAUAUCAGCAACGCAAAGGGGAAAAUUAAUAGCAGCAGGAUACACUUCUCUUUCUUCUCUUUCUUCUGUUUCUCCUCCUCUUCUUGCUCAAGAUUUAAAUAUUGCUGAAGCUGAAGCUGUUGAGAUAUUGAAAAUAGCAUCGCAGAGUGGUAGAGUAGACAAUGCUGGUGGAAACCAAGUUUUUCUAAUAGGCGCUCAAUCUGCUUGGCAAAUGUUGCACGAGGACUCAAAUAUAAAGAUCACUACAUUCUCUGCUGAUAUUGACAACAUUCUGGGUGGUGGCAUAAGCUGCAAGGAAGUUACUGAGAUAGGUGGAAUACCUGGAAUUGGGAAAACACAAUUUGGGAUUCAACUUGCUAUAAAUGUCCAAAUUCCUGUUGACUUUGGUGGUCUUGGACGAAAAGCGGUGUAUGUAGAUACAGAAGGCAGCUUCAUGGUCGAGCGUGCUUUACAAAUGGCUGAAGGAUGCAUUGAGAAUAUAGAGAACGGUGAUUACGCCAGGCCAAGAAAUACUCGAGCAUUUAAAGAGAAACUGCAUCCAGAGGAUUUCUUGGCUAACAUAUUCCAUUUUAGGAUCUGCAGUUACACAGAGCAAAUUGCUAUGAUAAAUCAUCUGGAUAAAUGGGUUACUGAACAUAAAGAUGUCAAACUGGUUGUAAUUGAUAGUAUUACAUUUUAUUUCCGUCAAGAUUUCGAGGACAUGGCCCUUAGGACUCGGCUUCUUGGUGAAAUGGCACUGAAAUUGAUGAAACUUGCGCAAAAGUUCAAUCUUGCUGUGGUUGUAUUGAAUCAAGCUACAACCAAGUGUACAGAAGGUUCAUUUCAGCUAACUCUUGCAUUAGGUGACAGUUGGUCUCAUGCGAGCACAAACAGGAUCAUCUUGUACUGGAAAGGGGAUGAGCGUUGCGCUUAUGUAGACAAGUCGCCUUCUCUUCCAUCUGCUUCUGCACCGUAUUCUAUUACAAGUAAAGGCAUCCGAGACUCCAGUAAAAAUUAUAAAAGAACCAAAAUGAUGUGAGCUUAUUUUUGUUUACUUGGCUUCAAUGCUCAACAAAUGAAUUGGUUUUGCUUGUCAACUGCGCUGUAUAUAUUAUCACAGUUGAUAUCUUUUUCAAAUUUAAGUUAAUGUUACUUUUCUCGGAA